Hypanus sabinus (Atlantic stingray) is the source of this 7831-nucleotide messenger RNA. RefSeq names its product otoferlin a (gene otofa). The transcript has 47 exons. Gene Ontology annotation, molecular function: calcium ion binding; AP-2 adaptor complex binding. The record is from RefSeq and is a predicted model, not a curated record. Gene Ontology annotation, biological process: synaptic vesicle priming; plasma membrane organization. Lineage: Eukaryota; Metazoa; Chordata; Chondrichthyes; Myliobatiformes; Dasyatidae. Bases 1 to 6036 code for a protein of 2011 amino acids. Gene Ontology annotation, cellular component: presynaptic active zone membrane; synaptic vesicle membrane.
AUGGCUCUCACGGUGCACCUGAAAACCGUCACCGACCUCCGGGGGAAAGGAGACCGCAUCGCAAAAGUGUCCUUUCGAGGCCUUUCAUUUUACACAAGAGUUCUGGAAAACUGUGAAGAUGAGGCACAAUUUGAUGAGACUUUCCGAUGGCCUGUUGCCAGCAACAUUAAUGGGACUGAAAUGCUGGAGAUCCAAGUUUUCAACUACAGCAAAGUCUUCACAAAUAGGCUAAUUGGGACAUUUGGGAUGGUGUUACAAAAAGUGGUGGAGGAAGGGCAACUGGAAGUGUCAGACACAUUAAUAGAUGACAACAAUACCUCCAUCAGAACCUGCGUCUCCAUCGGGAUAAAGUACCAGGCAAUAGAUGGUACGGUUGGAGUCUGGAACGAAAAUGACUUCUUUGAAAAUCCAAGCCAAAGAUCAGAGCAAGAGGCUACAUUUCAUUUUGAAACAGAUAGUUUACUAUCUGAUGGUGGCCAGAGUCAGGGAUCUGGGGCUUCAGACUGGAGGGAGGCGAAUGUUGUCCCCUUGUUCAAAAAAGCUGGGAAAGGAGUCUUCUCUGGAAUGAAGCUCGGGAAAGCACGCCAUUCAAAAGAUGAUCACAAGAAGGGUCAUGGAGAUGAACCUGCUGUUCUUGAAACAGAAGACCUGGACAGAAAAGGCAAACGAUUUGGAGGAAUGGACCCUGACUCCAUCUCACUGGCAUCUGUCACUGCAGUCACUACCAAUGUUUCAAACAAGAGAUCAAAGCCUGACAUCAAAAUGGAACCCAGUGCAGGCAGACCUCAAGAUUACCAAGUGAGUAUUACAAUCAUCGAAGCAAGGCAGCUAGUGGGAUUGAACAUGGAUCCAGUGGUUUGUGUUGAGAUUGGAGAUGAAAAGAAAUAUACAAGCAUGAAGGAGUCAACAAAUAGUCCCUACUACAAUGAGUACUUCGUCUUUGACUUCCAUGUGUCUCCAGAUGUCAUGUUUGAUAAAAUAGUCAAACUCUCGGUAAUACAUUCCAAAAACCUCCUGCGAAGUGGGACGUUGGUAGGUGUGUUCAAACUUGAUGUAGGAACUAUCUACUCUCAACCAGAACAUCAAUUCUACCAUAAGUGGGCGAUACUCUGCGACCCUGGUGACAUCACUGCUGGGGUGAAAGGUUACGUAAAGUGUGACAUUGCUGUGGUUGGAAAAGGAGAUAAUAUUAAAACACCACAUAAAUCCAAUGAGACUGAUGAGGAUGACAUAGAAGGGAAUUUGUUGCUUCCCGAAGGAGUGCCCUCAGAGAGGCAAUGGGCUCGGUAUUAUGUCAAGGUCUACAAAGCAGAGGGACUGCCAAAGAUGAACACCAGCAUAAUGGCUAAUAUGAAGAAGGCACUCAUUGGUGAAAACAAAGACUUAGUCGAUCCUUUUGUUCUAGUGUCAUUUGCAGGACAGAAGGGAAAAACCACUGUCCAAAAAAACACUUAUGAACCAACAUGGAAUGAACAAAUCAUAUUUACUGAAAUGUUUCCACCCCUCUGUACACGAAUUAAGAUCCAAAUCCGUGAUUCAGACAAAGUGAAUGAGGUUGCGAUAGGAAGCCAUUUUGUUGACCUGAGAAAGAUUGCAAAUGAUGGAGAUAAAGGAUUUCUGCCCACUUUUGGACCUUCCUGGGUGAAUAUGUAUGGCUCCACUCGUAACUACACGUUAAUGGAUGAACAUCAAGAUUUAAAUGAAGGUCUUGGUGAGGGUGUUUCAUUCAGAGCUCGAUUACUUCUCAGUAUUGGCAUGGAAAUCUUGGACACAACUUCAACAGAAAUAAUGAGCUCUACUGAAGUUCAGAUUGAGUCAAUACAACAGUUAUCAGAUAACUCUACAGGAAAAAUUGAGGAGUUUUUCUUCUUUGGUGCCUUCUUAGAAGCAACAAUGCUCGACAGGAGAAUUGGAGAUAAACCAGUAAAUUUUGAGGUUACAAUAGGUAACUAUGGAAACCAAAUUGAUGGAUUAAGCAAGCCAACUAUUCGUAAGAAAAAAGGUGGGGGAGAUGGUGAUGAGGAAGAGUCAGAGCUUCUCCAGAACUCCAGUGAAGAUGAAGCAGAUGAUGAUGGGGACUUAGUUUCUGUGUCCUGCACACCACCAAUGAAACCUGUGAUUACUGACAGAAAUUAUUUCCAUCUACCGUACUUUGAAAAGAAACCUUGCACAUACAUCAAAAGCUGGUGGCAAGACCAACGGAGGCGACUUUACAAUGCAAAUAUCAUGGACAAGAUUGCAGAUAAACUGGAGGAAGGUUUAAAUGAUGUUCAGGAGAUCAUCAAGACAGAAAAGCCACACCCAGAGCGGCGGCUCCGAGGCGUCUUGGAGGAGUUGAGCAGUGGAUGCACCCGUUUUGUGUCUCUGGGAAAUAAGGACCAAAAUGCACUGGGGAGGACAAAGCUGGACAGAGAGCGGCUGAAGACCUGCAUUAGGGAGAUGGAGAACAUGGCACAACAAGCAAAGACAAUGCGAACCCAGGUGAAGAAAAACACAUUCAAGGACAAGAUGAAGCAAGUUCAGAGUUUUCUGCAUAAACUCCGCUUUAUGGCUGAGGAACCUCAACACAGCAUUCCUGACAUUUUCAUCUGGAUGUUGAGCAACAACAAAAGGAUGGCGUAUGCUCGAAUUCAAUCCAAAGACAUUCUGUACUCAGUAGUGGAUGAAGAAACAGGCAAAGACUGCGGAAAAGUUAAGACAGUCUUCCUAAAGCUUCCUGGAAAGAAAGGCUUUGGCACUGCAGGUUGGACAGUUCAGUGCAAAAUAGAGGCCUACUUUUGGCUGGGUCUGAAUAAGCAGAGGAAGGAUUUCCUCAGUGGCCUUCCAAGUGGAUAUGAAGAGAACAAAGCAGUAAAGGGUCCAGGAACACAGUCAAUCCCUCCUAUAAGUCUGACCUACAUCAAAAAACAGCUUUUCCAGCUGAGAGUUCACAUGUACCAAGCACGAAGCCUGUGUGCAGCAGACAGCAGUGGUCUCUCUGACCCAUUCGCACGAGUCUUCUUCUCCACCCAGAGCCAGUGCACUGAGGUUUUACAGGAGACACUUUGCCCAACUUGGGACCAGCUGCUAGUGUUUGACAACAUUGAGUUGUAUGGUGAAGCACAGGAACUGAGAGAUGACCCUCCGAUUGUGGUCAUAGAAAUUUAUGACCAGGACACUGUGGGAAAAGCAGAAUAUAUUGGUAGAACCUUUUCAAAGCCCGUGGUGAAAAUGGCAGAAGAGGAGUACAGCCCCCCUCGAUUCCCUCCUCAAUUGGAGUAUUAUCAGAUCUAUCGAGGGAAUUCAACAGCUGGGGACUUACUUGCUGCUUUUGAGCUCCUGCAGAUUCCUCCUUCUGGAAAACACAAUCUGCCACCAAUUGAUGGUCCAACAGAUCCUGACCGUGGUCCAAUUCUCCCUGUUCCAAAGGGGAUCCGCCCAGUAUUAAGCAAGUACAGAAUUGAGAUUCUCUUCUGGGGGCUCAGAGAUCUUAAGCGUGUGAACCUGGCGCAGGUUGAUCGACCACGAGUUGACAUUGAAUGUGCUGGAAAGGGUGUGCAGUCUGCGGUCAUUCAAAACUACAAGAAAAAUCCAAAUUUUAGCACUUUAGUCAAGUAUUUUGAAGUGGAUUUACCAGAGAAUGAAUUGCUUCACCCUCCCCUUAAUAUCCGAGUGGUGGAUUGUCGUGCGUUUGGCAGAUACACGUUAGUUGGCUCACAUGCUGUUGGCUCCUUAAGGAAGUUCAUCUACAGACCACCUGACAGCAUAGUUCAGAACUGGGCAAAUGCAGCUACAUUGAUGAAUGGAUUCUUGGCAAUGGCAAAUGGGGGCCCAAUCUCUCACUCUGCAGGCGAUAUCAACAUUAACAUGGAAACAGAGGUUCCAGUGAAGAAAACAGAAACUGUAGUCAGGCUGGAUGCUAACUCUGACGCUGUUGUCAAACUUGAUGUGAAUGAAGAUGAGAAAUCGAAAAAGAAGAAGAAAAAGAAAGGAGAGGAAAUAGAAGAAGAGGAGCCAGAUGAAAGCAUGCUGGACUGGUGGUCAAAAUAUUUUGCCUCUAUUGAAACUCUCAUGGAGCAACUCCGACAGCAGGAAGCAGCUGCAGCUGAGGCAGAAGAGAAGGAAGAUAUGGAGAUAGCAGCAGAGGAGAUCAAAAUUGAUGACUCUCCCAUGAAAGGCACAAAACCAUCCAAGGGUAAAGAUAAGGCCAAAGGACAGGAGAAAGAGAAGAAGAAAAAGCAGUUGGAAGUAGUUGAAAAGAAGGACAAAGUGAAAAUUGAUGAAUUACGCGUUUAUCAUAAAGAAUUGGAAACUGAGUUUGGAAAUUUUGAAGACUGGUUACACACAUUUAAUCUUUACCGAGGUAAAAUCGGAGAUGAUGAUGACAAUACAGCAGAUGAUGAACGAAUUGUUGGCCGCUUUAAAGGUUCUGUCUGUGUGUACAAGGUACCUCUACCAGAUGAUAUUGCUCGGGAAGCAGGUUAUGAACCCACGUUUGGAAUGUUCCAGGGUAUCCCAAGCAACGAUCUCAUCAAUGUUUUGGUCAGAGUGUAUGUAGUAAGGGCUACAGACUUACAUCCAGCCGACAUCAAUGGCAAAGCAGACCCAUAUAUUGUCAUAAAACUCGGCAAAACAGAAAUCAGGGACAAGGAGAACUAUAUCUCCAAGCAACUUAAUCCUGUCUUUGGCAAAUCGUUUGACAUUGAUGCCACAUUUCCAAUGGAGUCCAUGCUGACAGUGGCCAUAUUUGACUGGGAUUUAGUAGGUACAGAUGAUCUAAUUGGAGAAACAAAAAUUGAUCUAGAGAAUCGCUUCUAUAGCAAACACAGAGCGACCUGUGGCAUCUCACAGCAAUAUUCAGUUCAUGGAUACAAUGUCUGGAGAGAUCCAAUGGCCCCAACUCAGAUACUAACGAAACUUUGCAAAGAGGGUAAAGUAGACGGGCCUCACUUCGGACCCAGAGGAAGAGUAAAAGUCGCCAACAGAGUGUUUACAGGUCCAACAGAGAUUGAAGAUGAAAAUGGGGUGAAGAAGGAGACUGACGAACACCUGUCCCUGAUUGUCCUGCAGCACUGGGAGCAGGUGCCACGGGUUGGCUGCAAAUUAGUUCCAGAACACGUGGAAACAAGGCCUCUGCUGAAUCCUGAGAAACCAGGCAUCGAGCAGGGCCGUAUCGAACUGUUUGUCGAUAUGUUUCCAAAGGACCAGCCUGCACCAGGAGCAGCAAUUGAUAUAUCACCAAGGAAGCCAAAGAAAUAUGAGCUUAGAGUGAUAGUUUGGAAUACAGAUGAGGUUAUCUUGGAAGACGAUGAUUACUUCACUGGAGAGAAAUCUAGUGACAUUUUUGUCAGGGGCUGGCUGAAAGGGCAGCAGGAAGACAAGCAGGACACUGACGUGCACUAUCAUUCACUGACUGGCGAAGGCAACUUCAACUGGCGGUUCAUCUUCCCCUUUGAUUACCUGAUGGCUGAGGAGAAGAUUGUCAUGUCCAAAAAGGAGUCCAUGUUUUCCUGGGAUGAGACAGAAUACAAGAUACCAGCACGCCUGACUCUGCAGGUCUGGGAUGCUGACCACUUUUCAGCUGAUGACUUCCUUGGUGCAAUUGAAUUGGAUCUGAACAGGUUCACCCGAGGAGCAAAAACGGCCAAGCUCUGUACAAUUGAAAUGGCUACAGAUGAAUCUUCAUUCCCCAUGGUCUCCAUCUUUAAGCAGAAGAGGGUGAAGGGUUGGUGGCCAUUUGUUGCCAGAAAUGAAAAUGAUGAAAUGGAGCUUACGGGUAAGGUGGAGGCUGAGCUGCACUUGUUGACAGCAGAGGAAGCUGAGAAAAGUCCUGCAGGCCUGGCUCGAAAUGAGCCAGAACCACUGGAGAAGCCAAAUCGACCAGACACAUCUUUUAUAUGGUUUCUCAAUCCAUUGAAAUCCAUCAAAUACCUCGUCUGCAACAGAUAUAAGUGGCUUAUUGUGAAGAUUAUUCUGGCUUUGCUAUUGGUGAUCAUGAUAGGCCUGUUUCUCUACAGCAUGCCUGGUUACAUGGUGAAGAAGCUACUUGGUGCAUGAAUCACCAUUCCUUGUGGAUUACCGAUGACAUGAUAUAUUUAAAAAUCAAUUCUCAGUGUGUGAAUGUUAGUAGAUAAGGGUCUAAAAAUUUCUGGCGAGUCACUUGUGAAAACUUUAUCUACACCUCAGCAAUCCAUCAUUUUUUGUGUGUGCAGUGUCCAGCUAUCCUGGAUCAAUGUUUAAGGAACCGAUUAAUGUUAUUUUCAGUUCUUGAUUUUCAUUUGUAAGUACAAUGUGCUUGCAUGGUUUUGAGCUUUAGUAAUUCUCAAAGAUUACAUGACUAUCAAUUUGGUUGAGCAAUUUCAAGUUUUCUUUUGUAUGUUAAAAAAAAGUUUUGACGGAUGCAUGUUGUCUACUCACCGAUCUGGAAAAAAGCUACAAAAAAUUGAUUAUUGGCCAUUUCAUUUCACUGGUGUUGAUAUUUUCAGAACUCACGUUACAAAAUCUACAGCACACUAGAAGGUAAAUUUUCAGUCUGCUCUUGUCUAAACAUACCUCAUCCUGGAAUUCGGGGAGGGGGGGCAAAAAAAUCAUACGUCUUCUCAUGUAUUCUUAUAAUUAGCACUUGAAGCUAGCAAGCAAAAGUACAACCCAGUAGCUGUCAACUGAUGGUUGAUAAAUGUACUGUACAUUUAUCAACCAACAGAUUCUGUUCUUUGCCUUUAAACAGACAUUCUUACGCUCCCACUCCAUGACUACAUGUUGCAUUCAUGAUUUUCUGAAUUCCCCACAAGAAUCUAAAUCUAUCAAUUUUUAAAAAUGUGAUGUUACCCAAUUAACACAAAUGGAUCAAGACAACUUCUUUCAGUAGACUACAAACCUCCAUCUGGAAGGGCAAUGAGAGCAGUGUCUGAAUGUUUUUAAUGGGUCACUAAACAAAGUCUUCAGCUGGAAGGAGAUGAGAGAUUACAAUUAGAUCCACUUAAGUACAUACAGUGAACAGGUAUCUGCAAUUCACCUAUUCAGGAUUUAACUAACAUUGGACUAGGUAUUUCUGGUCAUGAGAAACAAACUCACAUGGAAAUCCAACAAAUACAUGAGGUCACAAGAGUAUAUUUAGCUGCAGCCAUACUAACAGACCAAUCUCUAACCUUUCAACUCACAAAACAAAGUAGCACUUUACAAGUUUGAUUGCACCGAGGUAAAUGGCAGACAGCAUGUCCUCCAAAAUACUCAUUGCUGUUUUAAUUGGUUGUUGCCUCUUUGUAAAACAUUCCUUAUUGUGUACAUUGUGAAAUUAUGAAAGUACAAUUUUAUGUCCACAAAAAACUAUCAAGUUCAAUUUUUGCCUUUCUCUUUGUUUGGAUCUUUGUGUAAUUAAUUUUUGGUUUCUGUUGUGAGAACAAUGCACUUAAAUAUUGAUAUUUAAAAUAAAGUUUUAAAAACUGCAUCAACAUGUGGCUACCCAGCUUUUGAAGGUUUAUGUCAAUUGUAUUAAUUAUUCAUUUGGUGGAAUUCUGAAAUGACCAGAUUACCUCCUGAACUGAAGAUGAUCCUCUUCUUGUUGGUCCUUGGCUUAUUAGAGCUGAUCUUACCAAAAACAUAAGACAGUUUCAAAGGAUAUUUACAAGGAUCAUGUUUUCCCAUUCUGUUGUGUCUCAGCUUGGCUUCACUCUUGACAUGGAAGGGGGUGGUGGUGUUAGAUACUAUAUUCAAUGGUUCCAUUUUAUAUUAGAGAAUAUAUACAACCUGAAAUCCUUACUCUUCACAGAUAUCCAUGAAACACAAAAAAAUCCCAAUGAAUGGAUGACAAAAAGAAUGUUAGAACCCCAACGCCCCCCUCCACAAAAGCAUC